AUGUAAGAAGAUAAAACUGUUAAAAAAAUUAAACCAAAUGAAUUGAUUUAAACGAUCAAUACUGAUAAAGCACCAAAAGCGAUAGGACCUUAUUCAUAAGGAAAAGUUAUAUUAUCCAGUGCUUAAUUAUUAUAUGUUUCGGGUUAAUUAUCUAUUAAUCCAGAAACAAGUGAAUUCCUUCAUAAUGAUGAUGUAUAGCUAUAAACAGAAUAAGUUCUAAAAAAUAUACAAAGUAUUUUAACUGAAGCUGGUUCAGACUUAGACCAUGUUAUCAAAUGCAAUGUUUUUUUAGAUAAUAUGGAUAAUUUCUUAUUAUUCAAUUAAGUAUAUGCAAAAUAUUUCAAUUUUGAAAAUAAACCUGCUCGUGCAUGUAUUGCAGUAGAAGGCCUUCCAAAAAAAGCUAAAGUAGAAAUCGAAUGUAUUGCAGUUAUUCCUUAAAAUUGA
Molecule: messenger RNA, 444 nt
Organism: Ichthyophthirius multifiliis
Lineage: Eukaryota; Ciliophora; Oligohymenophorea; Hymenostomatida
Exons: 4
Cellular component (GO): cytosol
Molecular function (GO): deaminase activity
Source: RefSeq, a predicted model, not a curated record